UAAACAAUGGCAAUCUGAUAAGGACAUGAAAGUUGGUACUUUGGUAGGCCACAGCCUGUCCAGCCAAUGACGUUGGUUUUUCCUUUCUUAUAGUCAGAUACAAAGACCACACCCUCCUAACUCUUAUAUACAAUAAAGAAAAAGAGAAGAGAGAGGGUGAGAAAAAAAAAAGAAAGGUCUUGUCUUGAUAGUAGCUCACAGUUCACACAUACACACACACUUGCACAGACACACAUACCACCUUUAAUUCAAAAGCUCAAAUUUUCAAUUCAUUUUUUCCUCUUAUCCCUCCUCCUCCUCCCCUCUAGUCUCCUUUGUCUUUUUCUCUCUUCCUUUAUUUUUAUUUUUAAUUUUAUUUCAUUAUAAUUUUUUGUUUAUUUUUGCCUUUUCCUUCUUUCCACCUCCUUCCUGCAUUUUUCUCUGUCAAAACCCUAGAUUUGAAAUCUAGGGUUUUGUUUUUCUUGUUGUGUUUAAGGGCAUGAUUGAAGAGCUGUCUGGGUUUUGGUGCUUGCUUUGCUGUCACUCUGUGAGCUUCUGAUUUUUCCACAUUUCUUCUGGACGAUUGUUUGAAAGUAUCAUCCAUAUACGCCUGGAGUCUUGGUUGGAAGCUGUUUAAAGUUUUGGUGGAGUUAAAGAUUUGAACUUGGAGGAGGGAGUCUCAAGGCUGAUUUUUUAAGGCAAUUAGGCUUAAAAAGUCAUAGGCUUUUUUCAGUGACUAUUUUCUCACUAAAUGCAUGGAUGGGAGAGAAGCCAUGGCAUUGUCUGGUGGGUCAGCUUCAUUCUACUUGCAUAGGGGAGGGCUUGGUGGUUCUGGGUCUGGAUCACAACCUCCAGGAUUACAUGCCCCAUCUGGGUUUAGGCCCUUGUCAAAUACUGGCAUUCCAAACCAACCCAAUGUCAGGAACAACAACUCUAUGGGACCGUCAUUCUCAGUAGAGCCUUCUCGUGCCAAUUUUCCUCAUGGCACUAGAAUGGUUGUCAAUCCUGGAAUGCCUUCCAGUGAGCCUGUAAAGAAAAAGAGAGGGAGGCCUCGAAAAUAUGGCCCUGAUGGGCCAGUUUCUUUGAGACUUUCUUCCAUGUCUGCAACUCAAAAUCUUUCACCAGGUUCAGCUCCCUCGGGCCCCAAGCGGAGUAGAGGCCGGCCACGUGGGACUGGGAGGAAACAACAGUUAGCUAGUCUUGGUGAAUGGAUGAAUAACUCAGCAGGAGUUGCUUUUGCACCACAUGUUAUCACCAUUGGAGUUGGAGAGGACGUUGUCUCUAAACUUUUAUCGUUCGCCCAACAGAGGCCAAGAGCUCUGUGCAUAUUGUCAGGCAGUGGUAUAGUCUCUUCGGUCUCACUACGUCAGCCUGCUUCUACUGGUGUCAGUAUCACAUAUGAGGGCCGUUUCCAAAUUCUUUGCUUGUCAGGUUCUUACUUAGUUGCUGAGGAAGGUGGUCCCCGCCAUCGAACUGGUGGUGUUAGCGUUUCCCUUGCUAGUCCAGAUGGUCAAGUUGUUGGUGGUGGUGUGGCAGUGCUUAUGGCGGCUAGCCCUGUCCAGGUAGUAGUUUGCAGUUUUGUACAUGGUAAUGCCAAGUUCAAGAGCAGUAAGCAAGAAACCAGUGGCCCCAAGAGCGACGAGAGUUCUGAGCCUCACCAUCGUAGUAUGAGUAUCGAUAAAUUAGCUACACCAUCUAGUGCUCCUCCUCCCACUACUCAUCAGAAUUAUACACCCACUGCUAGCGGAAUUUGGCCCGGUGCACGGGCGGGGGUUGAUCUGAGAACUCCCCACCACACCGGCAUCGACUUGACUCGUGGUUGAAACAUAAACAAAAGAACAGAAAUUUGCAUAUGCAACAGACACAUGACAAUUUUGUAUAUAUGUGUUGUUGUAAAUGAGAACUACUGAAUCUGUGAGAAUUGUAACUUUGUACAACUCUUUCUUCACACCCUAGGAGGGUGUGGUAAAUGAGUUUGUGCUAACAUAUCUUGUAACAAAAGCCAUCAUUAUCAUCAUUUUGAGGUUUGAGUAACAGUGUUAACUUGUUGGAGAAGUUUCUGGUUAUUUGGAGAUCAAGUACACUCUCAUCUGUAGCUUAAGAUACAUUCAUUUCCAGUCAGUUUUCAUUUUUAAUCCAUUUUGUUUCAUAUAUACUUAUA
Molecule: messenger RNA, 2140 nt
Organism: Humulus lupulus (European hop)
Lineage: Eukaryota; Viridiplantae; Streptophyta; Magnoliopsida; Rosales; Cannabaceae
Product: AT-hook motif nuclear-localized protein 5-like
Exons: 6
Coding region: 735-1802 (355 amino acids)
Molecular function (GO): minor groove of adenine-thymine-rich DNA binding
Source: RefSeq, a predicted model, not a curated record